This is a messenger RNA of Penicillium vulpinum, 1479 nucleotides long. RefSeq names its product ankyrin repeat domain-containing protein. Lineage: Eukaryota; Fungi; Ascomycota; Eurotiomycetes; Eurotiales; Aspergillaceae. Gene Ontology annotation, molecular function: protein binding. Bases 1 to 1479 code for a protein of 492 amino acids. The transcript has a single exon. The record is from RefSeq and is a predicted model, not a curated record.
AUGUCCAUCGAACAUUUACCGGCUGAAUUGAUUCUCUUGAUCACCUCGCAGUUACUAUCUGAAUCAUCUAUCGCUGCCUUGGCUCGGUCAAACCGCCGCCUCCAUGGGAUUUGCAACCCCUACCUUUACAAAUACAAUGUGCUCCAUUUCAACAGCUCUGCUUUGGACUGGGCGGCCCAAAAUGGCCGGAUGAAUACGCUACAAAAUGCGCUAGAUGCCGGCGCCCCACUACCGAAAAAACAGCCGACGGGCGAAGUGAGAGAACAGGGUCCAAGCAGGGAACAAUUCGGACGCCAGGCCCCACAUCGCUUCGGAGACUUUCAGUCGCAUCCGAUCUCACUAGCGUCGAAAUAUGGUCAUACUGAUAUUGUCCGAUAUAUGAUUGACCGCGGAGUGAAGUCCAAUAUAAGUGACCCGGAUGGAUUCACGCUAUUGGCACUUGCUGCUAUCCACGGCCAUACUUCUCUAGCCGAAUACUUGCUAGAUAUCGGAGCCCAGCAAGGGAUCCGGAGCUUGGUAGGCCACCGGCCUGUAUGGCUGGCAGCAUUUCAAGGGCAUGUAGAUGUUGUCGAUAUGCUUGUGUCGACUCCUAUGCGAAAUGAGGAUGAUCUUGAUAAAGAUGAGCCCGACAAAGAAGAACUGAUGACAGAGGCCUUGUUCGCGGCAGUUCUUGGUGGGCGGGCCCCGGUGGUCCAGUUAUUGUUCACGCAUGAAGUGCAAGUAAACGUCUUCGGUGAAUUUAAGAAAACUCCGCUUUUUAUGGCUGCGGCCAACGGAAUGGGGGAUUUGGUCUCACUGCUUCUUGCAUACGGUGCGGAUCCGAACUUGAUUUUCGGUCAGCAAGAGUGGCAUUCACCCUUAACGAUCGCAGUGAGCGAGGGCCAUGAGGAAGUCGUCCGGAUCUUGGUUGAGGGAACUAUGCGUUUUCACCGUACCAGAGCGUUGACUUUGGCAGUUGCACAGGGGAAUAUAAGAGUUGCAAAGAUAUUACUCCAAAAUGGCGCACUCCCUCAGUUCUAUUCAUCCGAGAUACCGAAGACGUGGGGUCAUCACCAGGAAUGGGUACAACCUCUUCUUUUUGCUGUGCAGCGUGGUAAUCUAGAGCUCACGGAAUUGCUCAUGCAGUACGGGGCGGAUGUAAAUGUGGAGUGUACUGAACGCCCUGUUGGUGGAGCUGACAAAUUGUAUGAUCGCGCCCUGUUCUGGGCUGUGGAGAAAUCUGACGAAGCGAUGGUGAACCUGUUACUAGGACAUGGCGCAGACCCGGAUAUUGAUGAUCUUUUGGACCAGCCUCCGCUUACAUAUGCCAUUUACUGCAACAAUGAGGGCAUAGUUCGCUCCUUGCUGGAUCACGGGGCGAAUCCAUACCGGGCAGCGGAUGUUAGUGGUAGGAAACUGCUAUUUUUUUGGCAGAUGAAACAGUCAAUUUUCUUGCAGCUACAAGAGGCAGAGAUUAAAUGGAGCAAGGAGCAUCAUUGA